AAGGGGGCGCUGCUUUCCCUUGUUUUUAGUCUCACUGUGUACACAUGUGGAGACACACCCUCCUACGCAAGGAUGAGGAAGAGGAGGGAAAAGAACAAAGACGGGAGAUUCCACUCUGCUUGUCGAAAGGGGAGCUUAUAAGUAUUCUUUGGAAAUUAUUCGCAUUUGGAAUUCUGUAUUUUAGGAACUGGCUCUGAGCGUCCCUCGUACUUGUGACAAAUGUCCGGCUCAGUUAAGGAGAUUUGAUAAGGAGAAUGCAGGCGUUUUGCAGGAAAAGGGAGAGGAUGCGGCAUUGUUGGAGAAUGAGCCCAACAAAAUGUUCCCAAUCCCUAGCAACGGGGUCACCAUGCCGAUGCCUAAUGUCUCCGUGGCAACCGGGCGUCCUCUGAGAAGCCUGGAGCUUUUACGAGCCAACUUCCGCCCUCUGAGGUGGUUUGCUAAACAAGCUUAGUGAUCUCUUCUGUGAGAGAUGUUUGGUGGGUGGAGUGCUCUCAUCUUCCCGCUGUUGAUGGCGGCCAUCGCCAGCAGUUGCUUGUGCCCCCCAGCUAAUAUUUUGACUGACUUCCCCUCUGAGGUGCCUGUCGGGGUCUGCUGCCUCAACUACUCUGGUUCCACGCUGGGCGUGGUGCCCUGGUCUCGUCUGACCAAUCAAUCCAGCCUCCGUAUUCUGGAUCUCUCCAGGUGCAACAUCACUUCACUGGAGUUUUCAAGCGUGGGGGCUUCCUUACUGGAGAAGGUCUACUUAGCACACAAUGGAAUUGCAGCAUUACCCCGCUAUUUCCUGGCAGGACAGCCACGUCUGAAGGUGGUGGAUCUCAGCUGGAACAUGCUAGAGGAGCUCCCAGUGGGAUUCCUGCAGGACUCCGAUAGCCUGCUACAUCUGGAUCUCCGGGGGAACCAGCUGCGCUCCCUGCCAGUGUCGGUUUUACAGAGGCCCGUCCUCAGUAACCUGGAGCUAGACGGGAACCCCUGGGAGUGUUCCUGUUCCUUCCUGCAGAUCUUGGAAGUGGAGGAGCUGGCGAGAAACCUGACAUGCGCUGUACCCUGGACCCUGGCAGGUCGCAUGGCACGUUCGGCCAAACUGAGCGACGCAUGCCGGCCGGCCAGCCUUACUGCGCUCUUUGUGGCACUACCAAUCCUCAUCCUUGCCACCCUGCUGCUGUGCUGGUGCUGUGGUAGGAAGAGGAAGGAAGCCCCGGUAUUCAGGGCAUCCAAGAAACGGACCUCCAAUUCCAAAGGCACCAAGUCCAGGGGGAACAGUGACCCGAUGCAGAAGACAGCAGACCACCUUGGGGAGGGGAUCCUGAUCCCGGCUUCCAAGAUGCUCGCAAGCACCAAUGAAGAUGAGGAGGUCCCGCUCGGGUCCAUGGAGUCACUUCAUUCAAGGUCUGAGGGGAGGAGGCUCAGCAGAUCCGAGCCGGAUGCGAUUAGCGUGACAGAGGUUCUGAAAGACUCAACCGACCGCGAAAAAGCUUACAUGACUCAGUCCACAGAAUACUACAGCCUGGUGCCGGGAAUCCAACUGGAUGACUCGGACCAUGAUGGUUAACAUUGAGGAUGCUUUAGGAAAUUCAAAAGAGUGGAAACGAAAAGGAUGCCAAACCAGCUUUUUCUGUUUGGUUCGGUGUUCAAAUCUUGGCUAGAGCCUUCCUUCUGAUGUAUCUGGCUUGUCUCUGGUGUGAAUGUGGUCGCAUUCCCAAAACAUGCAGAUUAGGUUCAUUGAAAACAAUGAUACAAUACUUAGACAGUACAGACCCUUUUCAAAAAACAUUAGGAUAUCAUCAAAAAGAUUAUAGAUUCAGGGCCCACAAUUGAAACAAUUUCAAGUAUAUAUAUAUAUAUAUAUAUAUAUUUUUUUUUUUUUACACAAUUUGGGCUUCGGGCUCAUAAAACCCACAAAAUCAGGAACUCAAGUUAGAUAGAACACUGUGAAAAAAAUCAGCCCAAAUUUUUAAAUUCGUAAAUUUUAUAAACGGAGUGCCACACACACAUCAUUUGCUAAAAUCAAAGUACCAGCACCGGUUUCCCAAAGUGUCAUUAAAUUCCUCCAGUUUGGUUUAACUCUCUCAUUUGGGUUCAGUAUGGGGAAGACCCUCAUUGAUACCCUCCAGGAGAUGCGCAAGUGACAAAAGUUUAUUGCUAAGGAGGCUGGCUGUUCGGAGUGCUGUGUCCAACCAUAUUAAUUGAAAGUCUAGUGGAAGGACACAUUGUGGCCGAAGAAGAUGCACCAGAAAAAGAGAUGACUGUGGGCUUCAUCUUAUCAAACAGAGAAGUUUCAAGAAUCUAGCAGAGAUCCCAAAAGAGUGGAAUGAAGCUGAAGCCACAGCUUCAAAAACCAUCACAUACAGACAUAGAUGGGAAAUUGGCUACAACUGUCAGAUUCCUUGGAUGAAGCCACUUCUGAGACGAAACCAACGUAGGAACCGUUUUGGCUGGGCCAAGGGGUAGGACUGGACUGUUGGCCAGUGGUCCAAGGUCCUCUUUUCUGAUGAAAGUAAAGUGUGCCUUUUAUUCAGGAAACAAGGUUCCAGAGUUUGAAGGAAGACGGCUGUGGAAGAGAACAUCAAGUCCUUGAGGUCCUGUGUGAAAUAUCAUUCAUGAUUUGGGGUGCAAUUUCCAAUGCAGGUGUUUGGUAAAUUCGUCUUUCUUAAAUCCAAGAUCAUCGCAGUUGUGUACCAGAAUGUUUUAUCGGACUUCAUGAUUCCUUGUACUGAUGAUCUGUGUGGAGAUGCAAAUUUCAUUUUCUAGCAGGACCUGACCCUUGCCGAUACCGCCAGAAGCACCAAAACGUGGUUUGAUGCCUGUGCCAUCACAGUGCUUGACAGGGCAGUCACCUUGCUUGAGCUAAAGCCGAUUGGGAAUCUUUGGUGUAUUAUCAAGAAAACGAUGGGCACCAGACCCAAAACCAAAUAAGAGCCUUCAGCAAGCAUCAAGGAAAUCUGGCCUCCCAUAACUCCCAGGAAAUUUCAGGCUGAUUGCCUCAAUAUGCAUUGAAGAUUAACAUAUCAUUGUGAAAGUCCCAUGUUUUCAUUGUUUUAAUGUGACCCCAAUUUCUUUCAUUUUUCCUACAAAAACUGAGUUGUAAAGGGUGGAUACUCACAGCAUUCCAUUUUUUUAAAUUCCUUAUUUUGUGGGUUUUAUGAGGUGGAGGCCUUAAUUCUGUAAAAAUAAACAAAUACUUGAAAUUGUGGUCCCUGAAUUUCUCUAUAAUAUUCACUUUUUUUUUUUUGAAAGGGUCAGUAUCUAUCAGUUUAAAACAUCUUCUUUCCUCUUCAUCCGGCAUUGCGUGUUGUGUGCAUAUGUUUUGUCGAACAAUUGUGACAAUUUUCAACUUCUAAUGUCAUAUAGGUUGGAUGACUGACUUGAGCAUCCUGACUGCAGCCGUUUCAGAUACAUAUCCACAUUGUACCCAUAUACACUACAAAACAGGCAUCGGUGAGGGAUGGGAAAAAAAACGCAAUUGUACUUACUGUUCAAUUUGACAUAAAAAAAAAAAAGCUGAUACAUGUCAUAUUGAGCACAAAAUUGAUCUGCAGUGUGACUUUAGCCCAAUUCAUUCAGAGAACUAUAUGAUAAUGUGAAUGUGAGUUUGAAUGUGUGUUUGUCUAAACAAUAUGUGUCCCUCAAAUGGUUGCCAACCAGUCUCGAAUGUGUCCCAUCUCAGGUGGGACAGGCACUUUCUCACCCAUAAAUGGAUAAUAUUGUUUAUAAUU
This is a messenger RNA of Syngnathoides biaculeatus (alligator pipefish), 3713 nucleotides long. RefSeq names its product leucine-rich repeat and transmembrane domain-containing protein 2. Gene Ontology annotation, cellular component: plasma membrane. The record is from RefSeq and is a predicted model, not a curated record. The transcript has 3 exons. The coding region runs from base 470 to 1549 and encodes 359 amino acids. NCBI's taxonomy places the organism in Eukaryota, Metazoa, Chordata, Actinopteri, Syngnathiformes, Syngnathidae. Gene Ontology annotation, molecular function: protein binding.